AUUUGAAAGAUUGACUGGUUCCCCCCGCAAAGUCCAAGCCGGUAGUCUGGAAGCAGACGUUUACUUCCCAUUCAGCCUUUCGUCUUGAAGACAUGCACCUACUUGGUUUCUUCUUCUUGUUCUUCUUCUUCAUAUUAUUUAUUACUAUUCAUCACAUUGUUUUUAAUUUUAUUACUGCUUUAUUUAUUAAUAUUGAUCAUAUUCUUGGCGCGGGAUUCCAGCUGGGAAGAAGACUUUGGCCUUCUUCCAUCUCCUACAUCCCGGCCGUUUCUCUCUUCCUCUGCUUCUUAUUGAAAUUCUCUCCGCGUCUAAUCCACCGACUUCUCGACUCUUCGUAUUAUUAUUUUCCCCGGGUAAUUAGAAGUUUCUGCCUGGUUUGAAUUUUGGGUUUCUUUGGUUUGGUCUCAGUUUCUUUUGCUGUAGAAUGGGAGGGUUUUGCUCGAAAAGUUCCAGUCAAGGUUUUGCGUAUCACAGCACGAAUGGGCAUGGUAACGAUCGCAAGGCGGCGGGUUCAGGUUACCAACCAAAUGAGCAGAUCAGUUUGACUCUGCCGAAGGUGAAGGAUAGCAUGGAGAAGCAGCCGCCGGACGCUACGCAAUUCCAGGAGACCCUUCCGUUUCGUAAUUGGGAUGCGGCGCCGGCCGCUGAUGUUGGUACCAGUCCGGAUGAUUUCUACGAUGGAAUCCCGCGUAUGCCCAGGGGCUUGUCUCAGAAGUCUAGACCAGUCCGGUCUACGCAGGCUGCUGUUGCAAAGGUUUCUGAGGUGAGUUCACGUCUAAGCAGAGCUGGGACGCUUGGACUGGGAAAAGCAGUGGAGGUCCUAGACACACUUGGGAGUAGCAUGACAAAUUUAAACCCCAGUAGUGGAUUUGCUUCUGGAGUGGUAAUCAAAGGCAAUGAACUUUCAAUAUUAGCCUUUGAGGUGGCAAACACAAUUGUCAAGGGUUCCAAUCUUAUGCAAUCUCUUUCACAAAGAAGCAUUAAACAUUUGAAAGAAGUGGUGCUUUUUUCAGAAGGUGUGCAAAAUCUAGUCUCAAAAGAUACAGAUGAACUACUGAGAAUUGUUGCGGCAGACAAGAGGGAAGAGCUGAAAAUCUUUUUAGGAGAAGUGGUUCGGUUUGGAAAUCGUUGUAAAGAUCCUCAAUGGCAUAAUCUGGAACGCUAUUUUGAUAAAAUUACUAGAGAACUAACCCCCCAAAAGCAGUUGAAGGAAGAGGCAGAAUUUGUGGUUGAACAUUUAAUGAGCUUGGUUCAGUAUACUGCAGAACUAUAUCAGGAACUCCCGGUGUUGGACAGGUUCGAACAAGACUAUCAGCAUAAGCGUCAAGAGGAAGAUAAUGUGGCUGCCACUCAUAAAGAUAACGGCCUUACAAUUUUGAAAGCAGAACUGAAAGGCCAAAGAAAGCAAGUGAAAAUUUUAAGGAAGAAGUCACUUUGGUCGAGAAGCUUGGAGGAGGUAAUGGAGAAGCUUGUAGAUAUUGUCCAUUAUUUACUGCUGGAGAUGCAUAAUAUCUUUGGUGAUUCAAAUGAUCAAGCCUCAGUGGAAGAAUCCGUGAGCAAAAGAAAGAAAUUGGGUCCUGCUGGCCUUGACUUGCAUUAUGCAAAUAUUAUCAUGCAGAUUGAUUCUCUUGUAGCCCGUUCAAGUUCUAUACCUCUAAAUACAAGGGAUGCAUUAUAUCAGGGUUUGCCACCGAAUACUAAAUUGGCUCUACGCUCAAAAAUACAAUCUUUUCGUGUAAAAGAGAAUAUGGAGAAGACUUUGGAGUGGCUGGUUCCAGUAGCCACUAACACUGCCAAAGCUCAUCACGGUUUUGGUUGGGUUGGAGAGUGGGCAAAUAUAGGGUCUGAGAUGAAUAGAAAGUCUGCUUCUGGACCCGCAGAUAUAAUUCCUGUUGAAACACUCCACCAUGCAGAUAAAGAGAAAACAGAAGAAUAUAUUCUUGAACAAGUACUAUGGCUUCAACAUCUGGUUAGCCAAUCAAAGAUUGCUGCAAAUGGUGGUGGUGUGAGGUCAUCCAUCAAGUUGACACUGAGCCCAAACCUUGAAAAGAUGAAUCAGCAAUCUGAACAACAGCGUUAUGGUGCCCCGUUAUUGACUACUGAGGACCAGAAAAUGUUGCAGGAAGUGAGUAAGAAGAAACGAAUUCGAGGAAUUAGUAAGAGUAUGGAAUUUGAUUUUGAGAAAACCAGAUUGAGAAAGCAUGACAGGCUGAGCAAGAGUAGCGGCUAUUCCCCUAGGAAAAGCAAGGGAUCAAUCGCCAUUAAGAGGUUUCCUUCUGGGAUUGCGAUGAUUGGUUUUGGUAUGGACAAGAAAAAAGCAUUGGAUGUGAUUGACAGAGUUGAUGGCCUCCAGUGAUUAUCAAAGGUGCAUGUUGAUCUUUCUGCCGGGAACGGAUUAAAUACCGGAGAUGUUGGAGGUUUUCAGUUGUUUGUACUGUGCAUGAGUGUACAUAAAAUGUAAGAAGGUUUCAAAUUGUUUUGCUGCAUCUCACACCCUAGUCCAAGGGGGGCCUUUUGUUUAUCCGAUGGAAGAUUGCUGGGAAUACAUUCUAGGAUGGAGAUGCUCUUUCUAGCACAAGUUUGAAUACGUGCAAAGAAAUUUAGAGUUGGAGAAUCCGUCAUUUUUCUUUUCGCCGCUGCAUUUUUUUGUAUUUCCAAAUAUUUUUCAUGUAUUAAUGUGUACUGUUAUUACUUGUGGUGCUUUUCAUUGCCAAAUUAUCAAGAGAAAUGCCGAAGUUAGCCUCUCUCUGAUUCAAAUAAUGAUUUCAGCCCCUUGCAACCGAUGGCCAGAAAUCCCGGUGCUUGCGGUUUUUGUUUUUUC
This is a messenger RNA of Carica papaya (papaya), 2821 nucleotides long. NCBI's taxonomy places the organism in Eukaryota, Viridiplantae, Streptophyta, Magnoliopsida, Brassicales, Caricaceae. The record is from RefSeq and is a predicted model, not a curated record.